AUGGCAGUAGCCACGAUAAACUUGACUGUUAACAUGACAAUAAUGGGCGAUAUGAAUGCCUCCAUUGCGGUUAACGAAUGGGUUUUGAUUGUCAGUACUUGUGUGCUUCUCUCGUUUGACACGGUUAUCUCCUUCUACACCGCAUUAGCUCUCACACAAACUCGGAUCGAUUCGGCCCUGUCGAAAAUUCUCAUGUACAAUCAUAAUGUGUUCAACGGAACGUUCUGUAUUGUGGUCAGUUAUCUGCUGGUGUCGCUGAAUUUCACUUUCCCAUAUGGAGCACCGUCAGGUGAUCCGUUUGUCUGUCGUGUCGUACAAAGUGGGUUUCUGGUUGAUCUAUCUAGUACCGCUGUGAUAUGCAACGUAAUAUGUCAAUGUGCUGAUCGAUUUUGGGCCAGCAUUUACGUCAAAUCAUAUCGUUCUCGUACAAAACUAUACAUUAUUGCAUGUUAUGUGUUCAUUCCGGCCUACUCUAUUCUUGUUUCCGGUCUGCGCUUCUUCCAGACGAAUAUGGUCAAUGGAUUAUGUGCCCCACUGGUAGAGUCUACGAUGAAGCAUGUGUUAGCUACCAUGGAGCUCAUAUUACUCUAUUUUCUACCAGUUGUCAUUGUGAUCAUGAUGACCAUCCCAGUUGUAUGGCAAUUGCGACAGUCAAUAAUUGGUAUUGGUCGUAAUAAUAAUAACAACACCAGCAGCAGUAGCAGAUCAGCGUCACAACAACCCAACUCGAUCGAGACUGCCCUCACGAAUGAAGAUUUGAAGAGUGCUUUCAUGGUUGCCCAGCGAGGCGUAUUUCUCCACGCCCUGGUAGUCGCGAUCGAACUCACUGUACUGUUAUUUAUCAUUAUUAUCCUUCUAGCGUUAGAUAAAUUACAGCUCAUCAAAUACGGGGCUGCUUCCCCAAUUCGCACAUACUAUUACUGCUUUAUCUCACUGUUCUCCACGUUCAAUUCGUUCGUAACCAUUUUGACAGUGACUGCUUUGAGGCGGACCGUAGUGAGACACUGGCAAAACUGUAAGGAAAAACUUGUCCACUCACAGACCAGGUGUCAAUGUUUGCAUCGAGAAUCCAAUUGA
Molecule: messenger RNA, 1077 nt
Organism: Echinostoma caproni
Lineage: Eukaryota; Metazoa; Platyhelminthes; Trematoda; Plagiorchiida; Echinostomatidae
Source: the annotation of a GenBank genome assembly